Molecule: messenger RNA, 1391 nt
Organism: Anolis sagrei ordinatus
Lineage: Eukaryota; Metazoa; Chordata; Lepidosauria; Squamata; Anolidae
Product: acidic leucine-rich nuclear phosphoprotein 32 family member B-like
Biological process (GO): regulation of apoptotic process
Cellular component (GO): nucleus
Molecular function (GO): histone binding
Source: RefSeq, a predicted model, not a curated record
UUCCCUGCCGGAAGGGGGCGCGCCCGCCAGCCCACUCCUUCCUGCGUAGGGUCGCCCGCCUGGUCCCUUUUGUUGCCUCCGGAGCUCAGCAUCAAGGGGGGCCGAGGAGGAGGAGGAGGAGGAGGAGGCGAAAGGAAGGAAGGUAGGAAGGGCCGGGGCAUUGCCUUCCUUUCCCUUCUGCGCGCCCGCCAUGGAGAUGAAGAAGCGCCUCACGCUGGAGCUCCGGAACAAGAAGCCCGCCGAGGUGAAGGAGCUGGUCCUGGACAACUGCCGCUCGGACGACGGCAAGAUUGUGGGCCUCUCCCCGGACUUCGAGAACCUGGAGUUCCUCAGCAUGAUCAACGUCAACCUCCUCUCUGUCGCAAAUCUCCCCAAACUCAGCAAGCUCCGGAAGUUGGAGCUGAGCGACAACCUCAUCUCUGGUGGUCUGGAGGUCCUGGUGGAGAAGACCCCCAACUUGACGCACCUAAAUCUGAGUGGCAACAAAAUCAAGGACAUCAACACCCUGGAGCCCCUGAAAAAGCUGCCCCACUUGCGGAGCCUGGACCUGUUCAACUGCGAAGUGACAACGCUGCUGAGCUACCGGGAGAGUAUCUUUGCCCUCCUCCCGCAACUAUCCUUCCUGGAUGGCUUCGACACCCAUGACAAGGAGGCCCCCGACUCCGACCCCGAGGCUGAUGGCCUGGAUGACGACUUCGAGGAGGAGAAUGGAGAGGAAGAGGAAGAGGAGGAUGAAGAAGAGCUGGAUGAGGACAUUGUGGAUGAAGAGGAGGAUGAAGAGGAGGAAGAAGAUGGUGUCGAUGAUGAGGACGAAGAGGAGGAUGAAGAGGAGGAGGAGGAGGAGGAGGAGGAAGGCGAAGAAGACCUUCCUCAAGGCGAGAAGCGGAAACGGGAAAUGGAAGACGAAGGGGAGGAAGAUGAGGAAGAGGAUGAGGAAGAGGACGAGGACGACGACUGAGCCCACCACCACUACCACCACCAUAAUCAUUCAUCAUCUUGUCUUAUGGACUGGGACCCUUUCCUGUGGUUGCCCUGCCCCUUUCUUAGACCCCGAGGAGGGGGCCACCCUUACAGUAUAUUUUUUUAAGAAUUCAGGUUUCGGAGCCCCCCCCCCCCCAAAAAAAUGUAUUUUCUCACUUUUCGAGACCUAACUUGUUGGGGACGAUGGGUAUCGGAGUCGGGAUUGGAUGGGAUUAGGAGUCCCGUCCUCAUCCUCAGCCUGCCUUCCCUUCCAACAAUUCUCUCACUUUGUUGGUUUUUUUUUCAUCGUGGUCUCAGACAUGAAUGGGUUUUGUGAUAUAUAUAUAUAUAUAUCUUCUUUUUUGUUCCUUGGUCAAGAAAUUUGAAUAAAACUUUUGAUAAAAGACUCCCUAAGGGGGAGCAACCACAAA